Acipenser ruthenus (sterlet) is the source of this 1338-nucleotide messenger RNA. RefSeq names its product transmembrane protein 240a (gene tmem240a). The coding region runs from base 789 to 1244 and encodes 151 amino acids. The record is from RefSeq and is a predicted model, not a curated record. Lineage: Eukaryota; Metazoa; Chordata; Actinopteri; Acipenseriformes; Acipenseridae. The transcript is spliced from 4 exons.
GGGAGAGGAGGGGCGCUCGCAUUACUGGGGCACGUUUAUCUUACAGGGGGACGUGAUCAUUUUGUUUUUCACAGGAAAAAUGGAGAGCUACCCCGAUCAAACUCUGUGGCCCUUGCAUUAAAAAUCAAAAGCAAAGACGGCCGCCCCAUUGUGAAAGCCAGCCCAAUGGAAGAGCACCCCGGGCUUGUGUUUGUGGUGACAGUGAUGCAGCCUUUAAUAACCGCGGCUCAGAAAGACUGCGUUAUUUCGAUUGCCAGCAUUGGGGUCGGGGUCAGUGUCCGCGCCGCCACUGGACUGAGGUGAAGGAAGGAGACAUGAGGAGAUGGAAAGCGCAUUUCCUCCGGGGUUAAUUCGCUGUUAUUUGCAUUUUGAAUGAUUCGCGAGUGUCCUUGAAUACACGAUCAUAUAAAAAUCAAGCAUUUUCACAGCUGAGCCCGAGAAUUAGACACCACGCCUUCCCAGGAGAGAGGGAGCGAAGGACACGGGAGAUCCGGAACUUUAUUUGGAAGAAAGGGGAGCGGAGCCGCGACCCCGCUCGAGUUUCGUGUUUUCAGGAAGACGUCCGAAGAAAGCCUCCAUGAAUGCCGCCCCUCUACACGGACCUUUUCCAAACGCUAGCGGCUCACUUGACCAAUCAAACCGGGGGAUUGAAGCAGACUCUCCGUCGGUUUGGGAUUUCUGAUGCAUGCGAGCUGUAACACCAUGAUCUUUAUGAUUCUCGGGGCUUCGAUUGUUAUGAGUUGACCAGAUGCCUUGGUUGUCGGCUCUUACAGGCAAUAGCGUGCUUAAUGGACAUGAAUGCGCUACUGGACCGUUUUCACAAUUAUAUCUUACCGCAUUUAAGAGGGGAGGAUCGCGUCUGUCACUGCAGCUGUGGAAGGCACCAUGUGCACUAUGUGAUCCCCUACGAUGGAGACCAGUCUCUGGUGGACUCCUCUGAGAAUUACUUUGUGAGCGACAGCGUCACUAAGCAGGAGAUCGACCUGAUGCUGGGGCUGCUGCUGGGGUUCUGUAUCAGCUGGCUGCUGGUGUGGCUGGAUGGAGCUCUGCACUGCGCUGUGAGGGCGUGGCGAGCCAGCCGGCGCUACGACUCCCCCUCCUGGUCCUGGCUGCCCCGGUUCUGUAACCUGCGGGCUCUGAGGCGCCCCGCGGCGCUGCGCCCGUUCGAGGACUCCAGCGGGAACAUGGUGCACAUCAAACAGAAGCUGUACCACAACGGACACCCGAGCCCUCGCCACCUCUGAGCAGAGCCUUCACCAGCGCUCGCUCUCGACGGUCCUUUCCAACUGAAAAACUCAAGCAAACCCUUCUUCUUUUUUGUGGGGGGGGCGGGAUGGG